Microthlaspi erraticum is the source of this 315-nucleotide messenger RNA. NCBI's taxonomy places the organism in Eukaryota, Viridiplantae, Streptophyta, Magnoliopsida, Brassicales, Brassicaceae. The record is from the annotation of a GenBank genome assembly.
AUGGAUCUCCGCAAAAGCAGAGCAAGAACAACCACCGUUACUCUCUCAUGUCUUCUCUUAGUCUCUUCAUUAUACACAAUCUCCACGGCAAAGUCAGUCACAGAUUCGCUGUCUUACCAACUCUUUCUCUUUGCCGGUUUCUUUCUAGUAGCAGCUUUGUCGCUUCUGAUACUUGUCACAGCGGCGCGAGCCACCAUGGUCGCUUGGAUAACAGUGCUCGUUCUGCUCGCCUUCUCUGGUACACAUCGCCGUGUUCUAGUGAAGAGGGGGAAGACGAUCACGAUGGACGUGGCUAUGUCCUUAGUCAGGUCCUAG